AUGGUUUCGUUUAUACCAGCGGAUAUUAUUAGAAAACUUUUCUUGUUAUUGUUAGAAGAAGACAAGAGGAGCUUGCAUCAAUGUAUAUUUGUUAAUAAGGAAUGGUUUGAGAAUGCUGCACCCUUAUUAUGGAGAAAUCCUUUUAAAGUUCCGUUCAAUGAUAGAGCAAUCGCAAGAUCAUAUUUUGGAUGUCUUCCUGAGGAAUCCAAAUUGGAAAUUCAAACGAAAGGGAUCAACAUCAUACUCCCUUCAUUUAGGCAACCAUUACUUAAUUAUAUUACUUAUUGUCAAGAAAUUCGAUCACAAUCAAUUAAAAAUAUAAGUUCGGAACUCCUUGAUAACAAAUUUGCACCAAACUUUAUAUGGGAAUAUAACUUAAAUCUCGUAGAAAAAGAAUUAUGGAAAUGUUUAUUAGCAGGAUGCGUACUUCGCACUAUUGAUUUACCAAAUUUAUCGUUAACCUAUUUUUCUUAUUCCUUAACGACAUUUUCCAAUUUAAAUGAAUUGGAAUGUUCAAGUAGCAUAUCAACGGAUUUCUUCUUUGAAUUAUCAAUAAUUUGUCAAAAUUUAGAGAAAAUCGUUGUUGAAUUGUUAUAUUGUAGUUACGACAAUGAAGGUUUAGCCACCUUGAUCGCAUUUCAGAAAAGAUUAAAAUCAAUAGAAUUCUCUACAAAGAGCAAUUAUGAUUACAAGAAUUUGGGAAAUGCAUUAGGUACUCAAGCAAAGACUUUAACUCAUUUGAAAUUCUCUGGGGAUAUUUGUGUGAAUUCAGAAUCAUUAAGUCUUUUGACAAAUUUAAAAUGUUUAGAGGUUCGGUUUCAUACCUUUAGAAAUUUGGGAAUUGGCAUAUUACAUUUUGUUACGUUCCCUUGCCUUGAGGACUUGACAAUCAUUUAUCCUUUUGAACAGCCCCUUGAAUUGUAUGUGAAAUUAAUUAAGGGUACCAAAGGUGAAUUGAGAAAGAUAGAUAUAGAUUCAAGUCCUUGGCCUUACAUUGCAACUAAACAAUACGUUCAAUCCAUAUCUAGAUUUUGUCCAAAGCUUGAAUUUGUAAAAAUCUGGUAUGACAAUGAGAGUGAAUUAGAAAAUAUUGAAAAAAUUUUAACUUGUUGUCGGUUAUUGAAAUGCAUUACCAUAGAUUCUCUUUACCAUUAUGGUGAACUGGGUAGAUGUAAUGCUAAAAUUAUCUUUGAUUUAUUGGUUGAAAAAUCUGGUCCUCAUUUAUCUAAAAUUUAUUUUAAUGGUUUGUGGGAUUUCUCUGAAGAUGAAUUGGAAGGAUUUUUAAAUGGUUGGGAAAAGAAAGGUAGAUCACCUUUAUCAAUUUACUUUGAUAUGGAUGAUGUGAUCUUUGAUCAGCAUGUUCACAUCUUUCGAAAAUAUCAUGACUUGGGUGUUUUAUCGUUUUGGGAAUCAUAUCAAUUACAUUCAUAA
Messenger RNA from Funneliformis geosporum, 1431 nucleotides. NCBI's taxonomy places the organism in Eukaryota, Fungi, Glomeromycota, Glomeromycetes, Glomerales, Glomeraceae. The record is from the annotation of a GenBank genome assembly.